This is a messenger RNA of Didymosphaeria variabile, 4335 nucleotides long. RefSeq lists its product as uncharacterized. Gene Ontology annotation, molecular function: ATP binding; ABC-type transporter activity; ATP hydrolysis activity. Gene Ontology annotation, biological process: transmembrane transport. The coding region runs from base 1 to 4335 and encodes 1444 amino acids. The transcript is spliced from 2 exons. Gene Ontology annotation, cellular component: membrane. NCBI's taxonomy places the organism in Eukaryota, Fungi, Ascomycota, Dothideomycetes, Pleosporales, Didymosphaeriaceae. The record is from RefSeq and is a predicted model, not a curated record.
AUGACGCGACGCAGUUCCAGUAUUGGGAUUUCCUCAGCUGGUGGCAUCCCCUCAGGCACAGGCGAGGACCUGAUGCGGAGGUUAUCGCGCACCUUCUCCGGUAAAUCGCAGGUUUCAGAUCGUGAAGAUGCCGACCGGAUCUGGGACGAUGCUGAAGGCAGCGUUGAAGACGACGAUUCCGUCAAGACUAAGGUUGAAGAUUGGAAACUCGCCCCAUUCGUGAAGAAAAUUCCGCUCAACGAUCCAGCAAACGGACGAAAGUUGGGCGUGAGCUGGAAAGGGUUGACAGUGAAGGUGGUACCUUCGGACGCCUUGCUGCAGGAGAAUAUGCUCAGCCAGUUCAAUAUACCACAACAGAUAAGGGAAGGACGCCAUAAACCAGGCCUGAGGACCAUCUUGGACGGAAGUUCGGGUUGCGUGAAGCCUGGAGAGAUGUUGCUUGUUCUAGGAAGGCCAGGUAGCGGUUGCACCACGUUGUUGAAGAUGCUGGCGAACAAACGCAAGGGUUAUGCAGAAAUCGAAGGCGACGUGCACUGGGGCACUCUAGAUGCUAAACAAGCAAAGCAAUAUCGCGGAUCCAUCGUCAUCAAUACCGAGGAAGAGCUUUUCUUCCCUACGCUCACUGUAGGAAAGACCAUGGACUUUGCGACCCGCCUCAAUAUUCCACAACACCUACCAAAAGAUGCCGAGAAUGCUGAGGACUUCCGAAAGAAGUUCAAAACCUUCCUGAUGGACUCCAUGGGUAUCUCGCAUACCGAGGACACGAAAGUCGGCGAUGCUUAUGUCCGGGGUGUGUCCGGUGGUGAGAGGAAGAGAGUCUCAAUCAUCGAGACAAUUGCCAACAGAGCAAGCGUUGUGUGUUGGGACAACUCGACACGCGGUUUAGAUGCUUCCACCGCUUUGGAGUACACAAGAGCGCUCCGAUGCUUGACUGACGAACUAGGCAUUGCUACAAUCGUCACGCUAUAUCAAGCUGGAAAUGGCAUAUACGAUCUUUUCGAUAAGGUUCUUGUCCUCGACGAAGGCAAACAAGUCUACUACGGACCACGUGAACAGGCUCGGCCUUUUAUGGAGUCUCAAGGCUUUGUCUGUGGCGAAGGUGCUAAUGUCGCUGAUUACUUGACGGGUGUCACUGUGCCGAGUGAGCGACAGAUCCACCCCGACUUCGAAUCACGUUUUCCGCGCAACGCCGGAGAACUGGAGCUGGCAUAUCGCCAGACUGACAUCAAGGCCACCAUGGAUCACGAAUUGAACUAUCCCGCAACUGAGGAAGCAAAGAGUAACACACAUAAUUUCUGCGAGGCAAUCACGCUCGACCGAUCGCCUCGCCUCCCGAAAUCAUCACCCAUGACUGUCUCGUUCCAGGAUCAAAUCAAAGCUUGCGUCAUUCGACAAUACCAAAUCCUCUGGGGAGACAAGGCAACCUUCUUCAUCAAGCAAGGCUCCACUAUUGUUCAGGCCCUCAUCGCCGGCUCUCUGUUCUACAAUGCUCCCUCAAAUUCAGCUGGCCUAUUUGUGAAGGGUGGUUCGCUUUUCCUGGGAUUGUUAUACAACGCCUUGAUGGCCAUGUCUGAGGUCACCGAUGCGUUUGCUGGUCGACCCAUUCUCGCGAAGCACAAGAACUUCGCCUUCUACAACCCUGCCGCUUUCUGUAUCGCUCAGAUCACAGCAGAUGUCCCAAUUCUAUUUUUCCAAGUCACUGUGUUUAUAAUCAUCCUGUACUGGAUGACUGCGCUGAAAGCGACCGCGGCGGCUUUCUUCACUUGUUGGUUCAUCGUCUACUUGACUACGUUCACCAUGACAGCGUUCUUCCGUAUGAUUGGCGCUGCCUUCCCGAAUUUUGAUGCUGCUUCUAAAGUCUCUGGCUUUUCGCUGACCGCACUUAUCCUUUAUAUUGGGUAUCAGAUCGCGAAACCUGCAAUGCACCCCUGGUUCGUCUGGAUCUACUGGAUCGACCCUCUCUCUUACGGUUUCGAAGCAGUGAUGGCCAAUGAGUUCAAGGAAACGACCAUACCUUGUGCAGUCAACAAUCUCAUUCCAAACUAUCUUCCUCAGUACCUCGAUCCUGCUCACCAGUCUUGCGCUGGUGUCGGUGGAGCUGCUCUAGGCGCCACUUCAGUGUCUGGGGAGGACUAUCUUGCUAGUCUUUCAUACCAGCCAUCUCACAUUUGGCGCAAUGUCGGCAUCCUGUUCGCUUGGUGGGUGUUAUAUGUCGGCCUCACAAUCUUUUUCACCCAACGAUGGGAUGACACCGCAGGUUCUUCCGGUGCCCUUCUCAUCCCUCGCGAGACCGCUAAGAAGGUCCCGGCCCAGAUCACCGCUCCAGCUGAUGAAGAAGCUCAAGUCAAUGAGAAGUCUCCUCGGGCUACGGCUGUCGGUAACAAUAGCGCCGACGCUACCCAGGAUGAUGUUGAAGGAUCGCUUAUGCGAAACACAUCAGUUUUCACGUGGCGGAACCUGUCCUACGUUGUGAAGACGCCAUCGGGAGACCGUACUUUGCUCGAUAACGUCCAUGGGUAUGUGAAACCAGGCAUGCUUGGCGCUCUCAUGGGAUCCUCUGGCGCUGGAAAAACAACUCUACUGGAUGUGCUUGCUCAGCGCAAGACUGAAGGCACGAUCCAUGGAGAGAUUUUGGUUGAUGGUCGUCCACUCCCGGUAUCUUUCCAACGCUCCGCUGGUUACUGUGAACAGCUUGACGUACACGAGCCUUUUGCCACUGUGAGGGAAGCCCUUGAAUUUUCGGCACUUCUUCGCCAAAGCCGAGAAACACCGGACGCUGAGAAGCUGGCAUACGUGGAUACCAUCAUUGACCUACUUGAGCUUCAUGACAUUGAGCAUACCCUUAUUGGCAGGCUCGGCGCUGGUCUUUCCGUUGAGCAGAGGAAGCGUGUCACUAUCGGCGUGGAGCUAGUUUCGAAGCCUUCCAUCCUAAUCUUCCUCGACGAGCCAACUAGUGGUCUUGACGGACAAGCAGCAUACAAUACCGUCCGAUUCCUCCGAAAACUCGCUGAUGUUGGUCAAGCAGUCCUCGUCACUAUCCAUCAACCUUCUGCCCAGCUCUUUGCCCAGUUUGAUACACUGCUCUUGCUGGCGAAAGGUGGCAAGACUGUCUAUUUCGGUGACAUUGGCGACAAUGCGAAAACGAUCAAAGAUUAUUUCGGCCGCCAUGGAAUGCCUUGCCCUGCAGGUGCCAACCCUGCUGAGCAUAUGAUUGAUGUGGUCUCUGGUAGCAAGUCUUCGCAAGACUGGAAUAAGAUUUGGCUAGAUUCGCCCGAGGCUGCUCGCAUGCAUCAUGACCUGGAAGACAUCAUUACCGACGCCGCUAACAAGCCACCUGGAACCAAAGAUGAUGGCAAUGAGUUUGCUACCACUAUCUGGACACAGACUAAGAUCGUCACUCACAGAUCUAACGUUAGCUUGUACCGCAACAUUGACUACGUCAAUAACAAGUUUGCUCUGCACAUUGGUGUGGCGCUCUUCGUUGGUUUCUCUUUCUGGAAGAUUGGAAACACGGUCCAUGAUCAACAACUCAUCCUGUUCGCUCUAUUCAAUUACAUAUUCGUUGCACCUGGUGUCAUCGCGCAACUACAGCCCCUCUUCAUCGAACGUCGCGAUAUCUACGAAGCCCGCGAACGCAAAUCGAAGAUGUACCACUGGAGCCCGUUCGUCACAGGCCUCGUUGUGUCUGAACUUCCUUACCUUGUUAUCUGCGCGAUUUUCUAUUUCGUCUGCUUCUACUACACGGCUGGACUGCCGACCGACUCCAACAAAGCUGGUGCAACCUUCUUCGUCAUGCUGAUGUAUCAAUUCAUCUAUACCGGCAUAGGCCAGUUCGUCGCCGCGUAUGCACCAAACGCCGUCUUCGCCUCGCUCGUCAAUCCCUUACUUAUCGGUACUCUCGUCUCCUUCUGCGGUGUCCUGGUUCCCUACGCCCAGAUCCAACCAUUCUGGAAAUACUGGUUGUACUACCUGAAUCCCUUCAACUACAUGAUGGGCUCGCUUCUCGUGUUCUCCGACUUCGACUGGAAGGUUGAGUGCACGGAAACGGAAUUUGCGCGCUUCGAUCCGCCUUCCAACCAGACUUGCGGAGAGUACCUCGCAGCGUGGCUUCAAGGGCCUGGCGCGAGCAACAACCUCGUCAACCCAGAUGCCACGAGCCAGUGCAAGGUUUGCCAGUACACUGUUGGCAAGGACUACCUCGCCACUGUCAACCUAGGCGAAUACGUCUAUGGCUGGCGCGACGCUGGCAUUUGUGUCAUCUUUGUGUUGUCAGGUUAUGCGUUGGUGUACCUGCUCAUGAAACUGCGUACCAAGGCGAGCAAGAAGGCCGAGUAA